AUGCAGUUGCCGCGCCACUGCUCGAGUCAAGCGACAGCAGCUAAGACAGAGCUAGACCGAGUCGUUGCAGAUGACAUUCGCAACCCCCAGCUUGCAGCGGAGUGCCUCACUCCAACAAGAAGCCCAAACACGAGAAUUAGAUACAUGGACGAUUUUCUCGCUGUCAAUUAUGCAAUCGAUGAUCAUCGAUGGCGAGUCGUGUGCGACGGGAAUCUCCAAGGUACAGAUGUUCGAAAUAUGCCUUAUACCAUUUUUAAUAUAAAUGAUGAAGAUUGA
Molecule: messenger RNA, 276 nt
Organism: Thelazia callipaeda (thelaziosis nematode)
Lineage: Eukaryota; Metazoa; Nematoda; Chromadorea; Rhabditida; Thelaziidae
Source: the annotation of a GenBank genome assembly